CUUCCUGAAGAAGUGGUAGGUGAAAUUGAAAUGAGCUCCGUUCAGGCCAUUCGAUCAUACACGUGGAUUGUUUUAUUCCAAUUAUGCGUUUUGUUUCGGAGGUGCGAAGGUGCGCCAGAGCAUCCAGAUGAGGCACUGCAGCCACUCAGGGAGCUGAAUGUGACCCAAGCGAAUCUCAUUGCGUCCAACUCCACUGUGAAGUGCCAACUCAUCCCGAAUCUUUGUGACUGGCAACUGCACCUCUACGAGGGCCACGCAUUCAGUGUGCCACUUGUACAGACAGUGGAAAGUACCACCAUUCGACCACCAGCUCCUCCAAUGGCUGGUCUGAAAAUCUUUGAAUUAAACCACAACGUUAGUGGACCACAGCUUUUUAUUCUGGCCGAGAUUGAGCCCAAGUCGAGACGGGGAUUAAGAAGAAAAAGAAAACUUUUGCGUCGAGCCACUUUUAAUCACUCGAGUAAACAGAAAUUUAUCUUGCUGGCCGUUCAAUAAAUAUCCGCAAUGAAUAAA
This is a messenger RNA of Drosophila sechellia, 513 nucleotides long. RefSeq lists its product as uncharacterized. The coding region runs from base 31 to 495 and encodes 154 amino acids. The transcript has a single exon. NCBI's taxonomy places the organism in Eukaryota, Metazoa, Arthropoda, Insecta, Diptera, Drosophilidae. The record is from RefSeq and is a predicted model, not a curated record.